AAGCCUGCUAGAAAAAACGAAUCAAGAGUUUCUGUCAUACUUUUAGAUCAAGGCUUGUUCACGGUCUACAAGCGACUUUUCGUUAUGUGCUUGGCCCUGAACGUUACUGGCUUGGUUCUUGCAAGCACAGGGCAUUUUCCCUAUGCAAGGAACAGGGCUGCUUUGUUCUCCAUUGGUAACAUACUCGCUUUGACUCUCUGUCGAAGCGAGGCCUUCUUGCGUGUUGUGUUUUGGGUUGCAGUAAAGACUCUUGGGAGGUCAUGGGUCCCUCUCUUCCUCAAAACAGCUACAACUUCUCUUCUACAAAGCCUUGGAGGCAUACACAGUGGUUGUGGCGUGUCUUCAAUUGCAUGGCUGGUGUACGCACUAGUCCUCACUCUUAAAGAUAGAGACAACACUUCAACGUUGAUUAUCGGUGUCUCCUCUUCCAUUCUUGCCCUUCUUUGUCUCACAUCUUUGGCUGCAUUCCCACUUGUUCGGCAUCUCCACCACAAUGUGUUCGAGAGGACACAUCGUUUUGCAGGAUGGAUGGCCUUGUGUCUCCUUUGGGCCUUCAUCAUGCUCACAAUCUCUUAUGACCCUAAAAGCAGAUCCUACUCAAAAGAACUCGGAUCAAGGGUGGUGAAAAGCCAAGAGUUUUGGGUCACGGUGGGCAUCACGGUUCUUAUAAUAAUGCCAUGGUUGACAGUGAGACGUGUGGGUGUGAAAGUGUCAAGUGCUUCUGGGCAUGCUUCGAUGAUAAGGUUUGAGGGAGGAAUAAAGGCUGGGAUACUUGGAAGGAUAAGCCCCUCUCCACUGUCUGAGUGGCAUGCCUUUGGAAUAAUAUCAGAUGGGAAGAAAGAGCACAUGAUGCUGGCUGGUGCAGUUGGUGACUUCACAAAGUCUUUGGUCUCAAACCCACCAACCCAUUUGUGGGUUCGCCAAGUGCACUUCGCUGGCCUCCCUUAUUUGGUGAACAUGUAUGGGAAGGUCUUGUUGGUGGCCACUGGCUCAGGAAUUUGUGUCUUUCUUUCCUUCCUUUUGCAGCCAUGUAAAGCGGAUGUUUACUUACUUUGGGUGGCUAAGGGGAUUGAACAAAACUUCGGUAAGGAAAUUAAAGAAAUGGUAAGUGGGUACCCAAAAGGGAAGGUCAUACUCCAUGAUACUGCUGUGCUGGGUAGGCCAAACGUCUCUCAUUUGAGUGUCUCCGCUGCAAAGAAUUGGGGUGUUGAAGUGGUCAUUGUCACCAGUAAUCCAGAAGGAAGCAGAGAUGUUGUGAAUGCAUGCAAACAUGUUGGAAUUGCAGCCUUCGGUCCCAUAUGGGAUUCCUAG
This is a messenger RNA of Cajanus cajan (pigeon pea), 1311 nucleotides long. Its product is annotated as adenylate-forming reductase 03009. NCBI's taxonomy places the organism in Eukaryota, Viridiplantae, Streptophyta, Magnoliopsida, Fabales, Fabaceae. The record is from RefSeq and is a predicted model, not a curated record.